GACCACACGAAGUCAGAGCCGAACUGAACUGAACCGACUCAGAUGUGCCUUUCAACAGAUGGAUGCGAGGGCAUAGUGAGGGCCAAGGAAGACGUUAGAUUUCACAUAGAAGCGCAUGUUUCGACCGGUGUUAGAUGUUAUAUCGGCUGCAAGAAUGACCAGCAUAUUCAGUGAUGAUCAUUUACUCGAAUACUCGUAGUCAAUAAAUACGUGCAUAAGUGCUUCGCAAAGUUAACUACGCCGCUAGUGAGAACUGUACAUAGAAAUAUACCCCAUUGACAAACAGCAUUGAAGGAGGUGAUCUACCUGGACAUCGCGACCACCCAGCUGUUUUUUUUAGCGAUCUGUAUUUGGCACCAGAUGUGAGACAAUGUGAAAUACGACAACAAAUAUGGCUGACUGUGGUGUUGCCGAGAGAGACUGCUUCUGCCCGGUGCCACGCAUGAGGAGAGUUAAAGCGGCUUGACGUCGAGGGCGGAGGUGUGGGAGGAGACGAUGACCUUCGUGGGAGAGAGGGAGGAUGGGUGUGGAAACGUUGCCUUAAUGCCCAGUGAUGAUGCCCAGCUUCUGACCCCAGGCAGAAUGAGCCAGCGACAGGGGAAGGAGAGCCUGCAGGUCCCAGGCAGAGAUGUCCUCCUCAGUCCCUCCGGGUACAGUCACGGGUUUGACAGGGUGAGGGAUGACGUCCUGCCACUCAGGGAAGACUCCGCCCAUUCCAUCUCCAAAAGUAAGUCCGAGUCUAAGCUCUACAAUGGGUCCGACAAAGACGUGUCCGUGGCUGGGAGCAAACUCAACAAGAAGGAGUCCCUCAAGGUACAGAAGAAGAACUACAGGGAGGAGAAGAAGCGCGCCACGAAGGAGCUGCUUAGCACCAUCACGGACCCCUCUGUCAUUGUUAUGUCCGACUGGCUCAAGAUCCGGGGCACUCUGAAGAGCUGGACCAAGCUGUGGUGUGUGCUGAAGCCGGGCGUGCUGCUCGUCUACAAGACGCACAAGAGCGACCAGUGGGUGGGCACCGUGCUGCUGAGCGCCUGCGAGCUCAUCGAAAGGCCCUCCAAGAAGGACGGCUUCUGCUUCAAGCUCUUCCACCCGCUGGAGCAGUCCAUCUGGGCCGUCAAGGGCCCUAAGGGGGAGACCGUGGGCUCCAUCACACAGCCGUUACCCAGCAGCCACCUGAUCUUCCGCGCUGCCUCUGAGUCCGACGGCCGCUGCUGGAUGGACGCCCUGGAGCUGGCUCUGAAGUGCUCUGGCCUGCUGAAGCGUACCAUGAUCCGGGAGGGAAAAGAUCAAGAGCAGGGGUCUAUGUCCGAACACUCCCAUGUCAACUUCUACCACCUGCUGCGAACCCACAACCUGCAAGGGUCCGAAGGCUUCCAGUUCAACGACAGCGAGCACUUCAAGGACCCGGACCUGUACUCGGACAAGUCGGACCGGGAGAACGAGCAGGACCAGGAGUCGGAAAACGAGGGCCCGGAGAAGAGCGAGGAGAGUGACAGCGACACGUCGGAGCAGCAGGACGACUCCUGUGCGGGCAUGGAGCCCAGUGAGGACCUGCAGGAGACGCACUACAUGGAGCAGUCCCACGAGGAGCUGGGGGAGGCUGGCGAGGCCUCUCAGACAGAGACUGUGUCAGAGGAGAACAAGUCUCUGAUGUGGACCCUACUGAAGCAGGUCCGGCCCGGGAUGGACCUAUCCAAGGUGGUCCUACCCACGUUCAUCCUGGAGCCACGCUCUUUCCUGGAUAAACUCUCUGACUACUAUUACCAUGCGGACUUCCUCUCAGAGGCGGCAGUGGAAGAAAAUGCCUACAACCGCAUGAAGAAGGUGGUGAAGUGGUACAUCUCUGGAUUUUACAAAAAACCAAAGGGUUUAAAGAAACCGUACAAUCCCAUUAUUGGCGAGACCUUCCGUUGCAUGUGGAUUCAUCCCAGGACCAACAGCAAGACCUUCUUCAUCGCAGAGCAGGUCUCCCAUCAUCCACCAGUGUCGGCCUUCUAUGUGAGCAACAGGAAGGAUGGCUUCUGCCUCAGCGGCAGCAUCCUGGCCAAGUCCAAGUUUUAUGGGAACUCUUUAUCAGCCAUAUUGGAUGGAGAGGCACGGCUGAGCUUUCUGAACCGCGGGGAGGAUUACGUCAUGAAUAUGCCUUAUGCCCACUGUAAAGGUAUCCUGUAUGGCACCAUGACCCUGGAGCUAGCGGGACAGAUCUCGAUCACCUGCGAGAAGACAGGCUACAGUGCUCAGCUGGAGUUCAAGCUGAAGCCCUUUCUGGGAUCCAACGACAGUGUGAACCAGAUCUGUGGGAAGAUCAAACUCGGAAAGGAGGUGCUGGCCACCUUGGAGGGACACUGGGACAGUGAGGUGUUCAUCAAUGACAAGAAGACCGGUCUGGUGGAGAACUUCUGGAACCCGACGCCGGAACUGAGGCAGAGCCGGCUGACCCGGUGCACGGUGCCCCUCGAGGAGCAGGGGGGCUUUGAGUCUGAGAAGCUGUGGCAGCACGUGACCCGGGCCAUCGUCAACAAGGACCAGACGGAAGCCACCAAGGAAAAGUUCCUGCUGGAAGAAGCCCAGAGGAAGUCGGCUCGCGAGCGCAAGGCCAAGUGUGAGGCCUGGAGCCCAACACUCUUCGAGCAGGACCCCAUCACGGGCGAGUGGCACUAUCGCUACGCCGACACACGGCCAUGGGACCCCCUAAAUGAUCUCAUUCAGUUUGAGAAAGAUGGCUGCAUCCAGACCAAGGUCUGCCACCGCACUCCUAUGGUCACUGUGCCUAAGCGGAAACACAAACAGAGUGACCAGACAAAGAGCCCCGAGAGCGGGGCCUCCUCACCGGAGCCCGACCGCCAUGACUCCUCCGGGAGCGAGAGGCAUAAGAACAAGCAGGGGGGUCGGUUGAGGAGAAAAGCCACAGACCUGAGUGAACUUCAGCGUGCCAUCGACUCCAUAAAGCACACUCAAGAGGACAUUAAUCGGAGCAUCACGACGCUCCGUAGCCGAGCCAUCAGCAACCAAGUGCCACCAGAGGGCAGCCUCCUGCACCAUCGCGACUACAUCAUUAUCAUCUUCCUCGUCCUUGUCCAGGUUAUUGUCAACUUUCUCUUCAAGUGAUGGCAGCAGCACCCGGAGGAGAGCCACGCUACACGGAAACUUCCUCCGCCGUCAUUCAAGACGGGGAGCUCAAACUGCACACUCGCUACUGACGCGCAUUCUACCAUAUUGCCACCAGGGGGCAGCAGAGCUCACCUGAAACGCUUGCAGACACUUAAUUGUCCUAGUAUCUGAACAUUCUGUAUAUUUUAAACGUUUAAAUGGCAGUGAGUCCAUGUGGCAUAGAAUCUGUUUGAAGCCUCCACAUAUGAUAGUGUGUUAAAAAAAGGAUGUAUGUUGGUCUCGGAACAGAUUUCUCCCACCGUUUUAGGAUGUUAAAGCCUUUUUUAUCGCUGAAGAAAGGGUGGUUCAUUUUCUCGUCGUUAACUUAUUUCCUCUGCCUUUUUAAAGAUAUUUUUUAUGUUCCAUUGUUGGACUUUUCAUUACGUUUCUACAGUACACGGUGCUCCGUGAGCAGACCGAUUCGUACAGAAGGGAUUCGGGGGCUGUUCGUGGGGGGUGCUGGUGAGCAGUGUACCUUUUUAAAGAAACAUUGGGGCACAACUUAAUUGCGAAUCAGAAUUUAAAUAACAGAUUAGUCAUACCUCAUUUCCAGUUCUCAUAGAAAGCUUGGAAUGCGAACAUUGUGCAUUGGGAGGCUUCUUAAAAUGGAGAAAUAAGCCUCCUUUUGCGUUUUGGUCUCUCUGGAGAAUACUGAUAGCUGACUGAGUAGGAGAAUAAAGGCGAAUACAUUUUCGUGUAGCAUCUAAUGUAGGUAGCUAGGAGACCUCGCUGUUUCCCUGGGUUAGAAUAUUUGAUGUGAAAAUGUAAUGCAAUACAUAGAUUAGAAGCAGUACAUUUGAAGAGAAAUUGUAAAUAGUGACUAGAGUGUCCUAGUGGUAGCAUGUUAGCACGUCCGUACCUAUAAGCAGGCCUGUCUGUGUCUCCCUGUCACUAGCCUCUGUGUCACUGCUCGUCUCUCCUUUGUCUGCUUACCGCGGGAAGCAGGAAUGGAAUAUGGCAAAGGAAUCGACUUCAUAGUGCCUUCCAGGGUGGGUUUUUAGGAGGGACGCCACUCGGAUCGCGAUGUUGUAUUUACGUGCCAUCGCUAGCGGGCCGCCGUCUGUGUGUCCCCAGCGUGCGACCCCUUACCUCCCUCCAGACCGGUUUGAGCCUGUUCAUUCUUUCUGUUCACGCUCGGUCUCUGAGCAGGGUACCAGGAGAGCAGAGCCAUUUUUCUGAACUAGUGUUUUGUUUUUUCACGUUUGCUGUGAAAGCACUUUUUAUUUCCGACGCUGCGGCCCAGGACCUCAAGGCUCGGUGAAACUUGUCUGGACGUGACACAGCCAUUCAUAACGCCGUUCUUGUCUCUUGGCUCUCUCACCGUACUUUUCAUAUUUUUAAUAUUUAUUUGUAUGAUUUAAGAGGGCCCCCUAUGUCUCGACGUGUCAAAUAAAUUGGAGAAAUUGCGUAAUCUCAGCAUCGUUGCCCAUUUUAUUGUUUAUCUGUGGGAUAAAGUAGGACAGUGGGCUUUGUAGAUGUAUUGUGUUCCUGGUUAAACACUGAGCCUGAGCAGGGCUGUAGAACCACUUUCAAUUAAAAUUUCCAGAAACUCC
This is a messenger RNA of Brienomyrus brachyistius, 4703 nucleotides long. It is a transcript of the gene osbpl8, whose product is annotated as oxysterol binding protein-like 8. The record is from RefSeq and is a predicted model, not a curated record. The coding region runs from base 496 to 3108 and encodes 870 amino acids. NCBI's taxonomy places the organism in Eukaryota, Metazoa, Chordata, Actinopteri, Osteoglossiformes, Mormyridae. Gene Ontology annotation, cellular component: intracellular membrane-bounded organelle; cytosol; membrane. The transcript has 24 exons. Gene Ontology annotation, molecular function: cholesterol binding.